CUGAACUUUGUGGAUUUAUGUUCAGCUAAUUGUUCUUUGUUGUUGCUAAAUUGCAAAUCGUUAGAUAAAAUUUUAUAAUUAACGAUAUAAACUAAAUUGAAUGUGACUGACAUAGUUAAUACAGGUAACACAUAAAAACAAAUUCGCGCAGCCCUGGUAAACAGCUGAUUGUGUCUAAGCAAAAAUAAUAAAUAAAUCGAAACAGCAAAAUAAAUAAGAGGCAUAAAGACAAACAAAUGAGCGCCCUCUUUCGCAGCCUAAACAAUUUUUCCUCAAAACGUGAAAAUGUUGUCAAGGAGGCGCUGAUAAAUACUUUGAACGAAAAUGCGAGAGAAAUCGAAUUUGAAGUUAAGCAAAAAGGACUCGAUGUGCUCGGCUUAUGUGAACAAACGAGUGCUUUGUGCACCACAUUAGAGGCGUUGUUCUUGCACGGCUUGAAAGACUCGUUUCUGUGGGCCACUAUCAAUGUGAUUACUGGAGAUGUGGAGCGCCGACCGGAGCCGAGCUUUUGGUCACCUGCGAUGGUGUUCAUGCACAAGCAGGUGAUCGAGCAAAUCCAAAGAUUGAGCCAGAUAACCUCCGAGACUGGACAGUGUCGAGCGUGGGUGCGGCAGUCGCUUAACGAUUCCAUUUUCUCGUCGUAUUUAAAUAAUAUGCGUAAAAAUGGCUCAGCCUUGCGUCCGUACUACAAGAAGGACGCACUGCUCAAGGAUAGUGAAGGUCUGGAGACGGCAGCUAAAAUUAUGGAGAGUCUAGAAGCAUACGUGACUUUCGACUUGCCCGUCAACUCAAGCUUGCUAAAUCAAUGGCCCGAUUAUGCCCUGCAGCUUUCCGAUCUAUGGACACCGGCACUCAAAUCCUGUCCAAUAAGCAGCGGCGUGGAUGUGGCUAGUUCUUUGGCUACUGAAAUUGUGGCUAUUCCCACACCACAGCCACUGCAUACGAAUGAGCUCUUCUCGGAGUCCAUUUCGAACAGUCCAUUCAGUCGUGGAGGCCAGUUUGGACAUGCGGAUCUUGACCAACAUGAGAUGCUGGACCUGUUCAUGCAAAAGGUUGACGAAAUGGAUGUUAUAAACGAAGAUUCGACAUCAGCAGAGGCGACAGAUCAUGUCGUGUCCAAUGAGACUGAACAAGCCGAAUCGAGUACCAGCAGCAGUCAGCGGACUCGAAAGCGUUCCAUUCGACAUAUUGAAGAGCCUUUUUCUGAGCUGCCACAGGGAAGCAAUUCGUUGACAAAUCUCAUGCAAACCUCGUGGUCUGCUGAUCUCGAUGCUCACACGCCCACAAAAGAGUCUGGCGCGCGUUUCUUUCAGCGCUCGGUUAGCAUGAGCAGUACUACAAGCCUGCGAACACCCACAGCAGAUCGUUGCAGCUACAAUGCGCUGCUACGAAAGCACGAGAACAACCGGGAGGAUGGCUCUGGCUGGUCGCAGAUCUGGGAGAAGUUUCGUGCUAAUCCCUCUACCUUGAAUUUGUCGCAGACGCAUACGCAACGCGAGAUUGAGUCCAAUGCAACAGACGAUAUGAGCGAACUGCAAUCAGUUGAUACCAACUCCGAAUUCGAGCUGCUCAACUCGAAUUUCGAAAUGGGCGAACUGCAGCAAAUGGUUGCCCAACUGUGUCAGCUGCCACGCGAGCCUGGACUCAACGCACAGGGUUUUCUGUGCAAGGGCUGUCAGCAUCCGCUAGGCAUUGGCGACAACAAUUUCCAAGUUUGUGCUUUUAGUGGCGAUUAUUAUUGCAACGUCUGCAUGGAACCGGAGGCUCAGCUCAUUCCGGCACGCAUCAUCUACAACUGGGACUUUCGCAAAUAUGGCGUCAGCAAGCGUGCGGCCCUUUUUCUGGCCGAGUUUCGUGCACAACCGUUUCUAGACAUGCAGCUACUCAACCCGAGCAUUUACUUUGCUUCUGAUGCCAUGGCUGAGUUGCAGUCGUUGCGCAUUCGAUUGAAUUUUAUACGUGCCUAUCUCUAUACCUGUGCACCGAGUAGCCUUAAGCUAUUACAAAACCAAUUCGGUGGCCAGGAGUAUCUCUAUGAACACAUACACCAAUACUCCAUAGCUGAUUUGGCAUUAAUACAACGCGGUGCGCUUUGUCAGCAGCUACAAAAGGCCUUCAAGCUGGGCGAGGCACACGUGCUCAAGUGCAGGCUAUGCCAGCUGAAGGGCUUCAUCUGCGAAAUCUGUCAGAGUCCACGUGUACUCUACCCGUUUCACAUCGCCACCACAUUUCGCUGCGUUACAUGCGGUGCUGUUUUCCAUGCCGAAUGCCUUAACGAGCAUCAGCCGUGUCCCAAAUGCGAACGACGACGUCUACGCGAGGAUCAGCCGUUGCAGGAGGCUGUUGAAGAUCUAAAGCUCAAGCAUAGCUCUGCUUAGAUUGCCAUUUAGUUAAUAAGCAAUAAAGUGCGAUUGUAUUUUGUAUUUACACUAUGUUUAAGCUUGUUAAAGUUAUGUUGGCUAUUUAGAAAUUGGUAAAAUACCUUGGUCAAAUGAUGUUACUCUCACAAUUUUGUAAAUAUGCGCUUGCAGCUAACAUAUACUCAAGAAAACA
Drosophila hydei is the source of this 2553-nucleotide messenger RNA. It is a transcript of the gene Plekhm1, whose product is annotated as pleckstrin homology domain-containing family M member 1. Lineage: Eukaryota; Metazoa; Arthropoda; Insecta; Diptera; Drosophilidae. The transcript is spliced from 6 exons. The record is from RefSeq and is a predicted model, not a curated record. The coding region runs from base 237 to 2378 and encodes 713 amino acids.